Messenger RNA from Talaromyces atroroseus, 1227 nucleotides. RefSeq lists its product as hypothetical. The record is from RefSeq and is a predicted model, not a curated record. NCBI's taxonomy places the organism in Eukaryota, Fungi, Ascomycota, Eurotiomycetes, Eurotiales, Trichocomaceae. The transcript is spliced from 5 exons. Bases 1 to 1227 code for a protein of 408 amino acids.
AUGAUUGGCAAGGAGAUGAAUGCGGCUCGGCCGUGGCAUAUAAUCGUCAAGUUUUCUUAUAUGCGACCAGAUGCAUUCCUUCUGUUAUUACUGGCUGCAACGGCUGAUACACAGUGGGCUUUUCUACCUACAUGUGCUCAAUCAUGUCCCCAAGAAGGAGUCGCCGCAGCGACAAACUGUGAUUCCACCGAUUACAAGUGCUUGUGCGAAACCCACGAGUUCCAUCUCGUGUCUACGUGCUGUGUUCGCGCGAACUGUGAUUCGGAGGAUGACUCUCUUGUAUUCGACGAUAGCCAGUCAUUUUGCGAUGCGUAUGGCGUGGCCAUCACCAAGAUACCGGAUUCGGAAUGUACCAGUACCUUUGGCGCAAGUGUAGCGACUGCUACUGCUACUGCUACUGCUACUGGGACUGGGACUGGGACUGGAUCAGCGACAGUAACCGCGGAGCCUUUCACCGUCACCAACACGGUAUCCAUAUCCAACGGCCGAGUCACCACAGUCACAUUCACAUACUCCCCUUCUGCCACCUCCACUGCCAGCGCUGGCAGUUCCUCGAGCGGAGGAUCAACUUCUAACAGCGACAAUGACAACGGCAGCUCCGACUCCGGGUCAUCCACGAGCGCUGCAAGUAACGGAAAGAAUCACUCUGGUCUCAGCCAAGGUGCGAAGAUAGGCAUUGGCGUUGGUGCUGGGGUAGGCGGUCUCGCUAUCAUAGCUGGCAUUAUCUGGCUGAGCGUUUAUUGCUGCUGUGCCGGUCGACGGCGAAAGUCACCACCAGCGUCGUCAUCAUCAGCAGCAACUGCAUAUACUCCAGUAAACACAAGCGGAGACCAACAGGAUGAAAAGCCAGCUGCAGCAGUUAACUUGAUGGUUAGUGACAGCAAGCCCGAAUUGGAUGCACAGCAAGUACAGCAGCCGCAGCAGCAACAACAAGCUCUCUCGACCUUGAGUCAAGCCCAACAACACAAUCCAGCCGCCGUGCCUUCAUCGGCGCUGCCUGCGGCUUACGCCGCUCCGAUUUCCCCUAUAGAUGGCGAUCGUGGUCGGACGUCGUUCGCACCAACGGGCUCGAGUGGUGGGCAUAAUUACUAUUAUCAGUCUCCGGAUGGAGGCGUGCAAGAAAUGAGUGGAACCUCGUCAUAUCGAUAUGACACAGCAGUUGCAACGCAGGCGGAGAUGCCAGCUGAUAAUAUUAGGCAAUAUGCCACUAGAUACGAAUUGCAAUGA